Molecule: messenger RNA, 564 nt
Organism: Aspergillus fijiensis CBS 313.89
Lineage: Eukaryota; Fungi; Ascomycota; Eurotiomycetes; Eurotiales; Aspergillaceae
Exons: 1
Coding region: 132-431 (99 amino acids)
Source: RefSeq, a predicted model, not a curated record
AAGAAAAACCGGCGGGCCGCAACAGAUCUGGGGACACUCCAUUGUUAUAAGCGCUACUACUACCUAUCAAGGGAGAUACGAAAACCCCGACAGUGGGAAAAAAAGAGAAUUCGGCGACCCAAUUGGCAGCUAUGCAGCCAGCAAGCAAGCAAGCAACGUGCGGUGAUAACAGACAGAUUAAGUCCGGUGAUGAGUUUUUGCAACCGCAGUCCAUGAUUGUGUACUUCUUAUUGGCUGCAGAGUGGUGGAGUGACUGUUUCCAGGCAAGAGGUGGAGAUGCGUUGCACCCGAGGCGGCCUGGGCCGAGGCGACGCUGGCCGAAACAGGCUAGAAACCGGGAAAUGAUAAGAGUCUGCGUUGUUGCGGUGACUGCUGGCUGCGUUGGUCAUAUGUACGUCGAUAUGAUCGAAGGUUGCGGGUGGACCAAGUGAUAAGGGAGAGCGAAAGCAAUGAGUCGCAAACAGGGAAUUGGAAAGGCUGGAGAAAUGGCCGGAUCGAAGCAUUCUGGAUGAAUACGGCUAUUCGGAACUCGGCACCACGUCACGUGGUUUAUUCUCCGCCUGU